This is a messenger RNA of Rotaria sp. Silwood2, 903 nucleotides long. NCBI's taxonomy places the organism in Eukaryota, Metazoa, Rotifera, Eurotatoria, Philodinida, Philodinidae. The record is from the annotation of a GenBank genome assembly.
AUGAAUCGUUUAUUAUUGUCUUUCAUUGUACCUCGUUAUGGUCAAGCAAUUCAUACCAUACGUAUACAAUCAAUUCAGUUAUUUUCUUCAAAUCUUUCUCGACAAUAUUCAUCUAUAAUUCGUUUACCAUCCAAUACAUCAUCAACAUAUCAUCGAAGAUAUGCAUCGGUUCCUCGUUCGAAAGUUUCUCAAAUAACAAAUUCUGAUGAAUGGAUAACUAGUUCAACAUCAUCAAUUAAACAAAACGAAAAAACAAAUAGCAACAUUAUUAAUCUUGCAACAUCGACAACAUCAGAACCAUUUUGUGAUCCACCCAUAAAAGCUGAUGAUAUCGAUUCAAAGCAUACAUUUAAAGAAACUGAACAAGAACUUGCUAUACUUCCGACAGAUUUAAAUAAAAAUGCACAUGUUUCAUUAAAACAAUUAUGUGAUUAUUAUACAAGAUUAUCAAAGAAAAAUCUCACUAUUCUUGUGGCAACAACAGCAGCUUAUGGUUUUAUUGUAGCUCCUCUUCCAAUUAAUAUUCCACUACUUGCAUGUGUUACACUUGGAACAGUUUUAACAUCAGCUUCAGCAAAUACGAUCAAUCAACUUAUGGAAAUUCCUUAUGAUGCACAAAUGAAACGCACACGUAAUCGAGUGCUUGUACUCGGUCAAAUGAGUUAUCGGCAUGCUACUGGUUUUGCAGCUGUAACAUUAGUUUCAGGUGUAACUAUUCUUACAUUAGGCUGUAAUGCUUUAACUGGUAUUCUUGGAUUAUCGAAUUUUUUACUUUAUACAUGUAUUUAUACGCCGAUGAAACGAAAACAUAUUAUUAAUACUUGGUUAGGAUCAAUUGUUGGAGCAAUACCACCUGUUAUGGGUUGGACUGCAUGUACUGGUUCUAUAGACUCAGGUAAGUAA